This is a messenger RNA of Patiria miniata (bat star), 1509 nucleotides long. RefSeq names its product sushi, von Willebrand factor type A, EGF and pentraxin domain-containing protein 1-like. The coding region runs from base 187 to 1494 and encodes 435 amino acids. The transcript is spliced from 7 exons. The record is from RefSeq and is a predicted model, not a curated record. NCBI's taxonomy places the organism in Eukaryota, Metazoa, Echinodermata, Asteroidea, Valvatida, Asterinidae.
UCAGUGGGGACGCCUUGGCAUUCUUCCAAUAGUCACGAGAUCAACGCGAGGACUCGGUGCGGGGCAACUCUUGAAAUUAUUGGGCAGUUGUAGGCUUGGAGAGAUUCCAGCGGUGAGGUGCAAGCAAGUGUCUGCGCCCCGUGAAUAAAUACGCAGCCAUAGCUGUAUCCUUACGAGUGUCAGGAGAUGGAUUUGAAGACACUGAUCAUCGCGUCGUUGAUUCUGCUUCUCUUGAUAGCUCCUGCAGAGAGCAUGUGGCGACGACGAAGACGAAGGCGUUCCCCACCCCCAUCAGGGCCGGGUUUAGCAGCCAAAACACCCCCCCUGCGUACGCGCCUGUUACAAGAUGUGGACAGUCCUGACCUUAACUGCCCAUCUGCCUCGACUGUCUAUGCUGAGAGAGGGUCCACUGCAGCCCAAGUCAACUUCCAGGUCACCGCUUCAGAUAAUAGUGGCCAGCAGCCUACAGUGACCUGUGACCCCGAGUCAGGACAAUUUGACCUGGGUCAAUAUUUGGUCUCGUGCAUCGCCUCAGAUCCAGCUGGUAACGCAGCGACUUGUUCCUUCCAAAUUGAAAUUGUGGAGCGCACUUGCACAGCCCUGCCCAUCCCAGCAUAUGGGGAUUACAUAGGGGACUGUUGCCACGUCUAUGGCUGUGUGUGUAGCCUGAAGUGCAUCAAUGGCUACCAAUUGAUCGGGUCCAGGCAAGCCUCCUGUGAGUUCAAUGGCACCUCUACAUACUGGCAACAAGAUGACACACCACACUGUCAGUUGAUCACAUGUGAGGCCCUGUCACUCCCCGAUGCCGUACAGGUCACUCCAUCCAUAUGUACUGCUGGUAGACCGUUAGCUGGUACCCUGUGCUUUUUCUUUUGCCCACGUGGACUCAGUCUGGUUGGGAGCGUGUCUCAGGUGUCCUGUGGAGGGGAAGGACUCUGGGACGUGGAGGCUGGAAACUUGCCCACAGAUUGCGAAGAUCGCAUUCCCCCUGUGCUCACUUUCUGCCCUGGACCCAUCUACGCCACCCGAGGAGGUGAGGCUGGAGUCUCGGUGACCUUUGACAUCCCAACAGCCCGGGAUAAUAACCUGUCUGGUACCCUGACUCUGGAGACCUCACCCUCCGGCAUCACCUCACCACACUCAUUCAGUGAGUCCACUGAGGUGUCUUACACAUUCACAGAUGAGGGUGGUAACUCCGUCACGUGUACCUUCAGAGUUUACGUCUUAGAUGAUCUUGAGCCUGAAGUCAUCUACUGCCCAGACGACUAUGCCAUCACAGCCCGGGACAUACUCACCCAGGUGACCUGGGAUGAGCCCAUUUUCCGUGACCCCUUAGGUCAUGACCUUGUGGUUAGCAACAAUGUGGCAGAGGGGCAUACAGCCAUCUUACCGUGGGGGCGACACACAGUGGUGUACACCACUAUCAAUACAGACAAUGGACAGAAAGCUGCAUGCCAGUUUGCUAUUGAUAUAACACGUGAGCAACAAUUGUGAAUGAUGGUUUGAGUU